AUGAGAGAAGCUGAAAAUUAUCCACCACUAUGGGAUAAUGUUCCAGACUCACUGGCUGGUUUUGUUACCAUCCAUAACAAAACGGUUAUCAAUCCUUGGAAUUAUCUGGAACGAAUGGGAAUGUAUAAAAUACUUCUGAGUGUCACAGCUAAGUACAUGGAAAGUUUUGGACCCAGGAAUACAGGAAAUAUGUUGUGGGGUUUGCCACUGCAACAUGGAUGGCAGUUUAACACAGGUAGAUUAGCAGAUCCAUCUGAUGCAACGUCUUGUGGUCAGCAAACUGGUGACCCACUAUGUAUUUCAACAACAAGUUGGUGGUCCUGCAUGAAUUACUAUCUGGCCACCAUACCAUUUCUGGGUGCAGUUGAAGCAGGCUUCUUUGAUGAAUGGCCUUUUGAGAUAGAAAUUUCACCUCCUGAAGAACAUGUGGAUGAUUUUUGUUACAACACCAGAGACUGUCAUGUACUCAUUCCUGAUACAAUGGCUAAGUGGACAAAUUUUUUUCAGCUUUUGAAAAAAACACGGGAUAUUUCCCAAAGCCGACUGUUACCUAGCAUCUCUCCAGAGGAGGAUAAUGUCUGGCGUUAUAUCUGGAUAGCACACGUAUCUUCAAUCGAAGCUGCACUUCCAAAAUUUUCUGAAAGAUUAACAUACAUUUCAGCUCCUGAAGCGCAAUUUGGUGUCAGCUGGGGCAGUGCAGUAGAAUUUAUUGCUGCUGCUCAUUUUCCCACGAACUUUAAUCAAACUAAUGUCUUCCAAGUGUACCUUCCUCAGCGAAUGCUAUUGGCACACGAUAAAGCACCAUCUAUUCCUGACCUGAGUAAAAAGGAAAACUGGGCCUUGGUUGCACUUGACAUCAUAUAUGAAGGAAACAAAAUGACAGAUGGCGGAUUAUUGAAGUUCUGGAGGAGAGCAAUGUGCUCAGAAAGAGGGAGAGAGGAAGGUCGAAAUUUGUUGGAAAAUAUUGUUUCAAACCCUGACCUCAUUUUACCUGGGAUACGUAAACUUCUUGUGGAGUUCAUUAAGAAUUACAACUGUUCUAUAACUGAUGCUUAA
This is a messenger RNA of Hemiscyllium ocellatum (epaulette shark), 1056 nucleotides long. RefSeq names its product liver-enriched gene 1, tandem duplicate 1 (gene leg1.1). Lineage: Eukaryota; Metazoa; Chordata; Chondrichthyes; Orectolobiformes; Hemiscylliidae. The record is from RefSeq and is a predicted model, not a curated record. The coding region runs from base 1 to 1056 and encodes 351 amino acids. The transcript is spliced from 6 exons.